Porites evermanni is the source of this 7061-nucleotide messenger RNA. The record is from the annotation of a GenBank genome assembly. Lineage: Eukaryota; Metazoa; Cnidaria; Anthozoa; Scleractinia; Poritidae.
AUGGGGAAUUAUCGUCAAGGACGUGUUAGUUUAUGUCAAAUCAUAGCCGUUGUUUUUAUGUGUCGCGUCACAGUGGCUUGUGCGGCAGUUCCCGACGAACUUGAAGGUCUUGCCGGGCACGUUCUUCGGGCUUCAGAAAACAUCCCAGCUAAAGAUGACAAUGGCCUUACAAAAAUUUCCGAUUCCGUGUCCUUUUUGCAGCCGGUGGAGGACGACGUGGUAAGAAUCUUGGAUUUUUUUUAUGUGAUGGUCGAUUUAUAAGCUUACAGACGAUGCCGAUGUUGCUUAAAACAUACCAAUUAAGCCUAAGUUAAUGUCACAUGGAAAAUUAAAAAUGUUUUCCCUAACACGUCAUUAUGGACGAUUUGUAGUUAACGGCUCAAAUUGAGCUCACAAAAGAAGAGCUCUUGUUAGUAAAUGCGAGUAAGUAGCUUAUGAGUAAACAAGGGGAGUUUCAUUUGAAUAGCUUCCUUCUCAAUUCUACCAAAGACCGCAUUAAGGGAAAGUUCAUUUAAUAUGACAAGGGGGGGGGGAUGAAGAUAUUGAGGGGGGGCUCCGAAAAUUUUUAGACACCCGAAGGGGGGGCUCUGAAAAAAUUGUUGCGCAAGGAGGGGGGCUCCGAAAAUUUGUAUACUUCAAAACCAACACAUGACAUCAUCAUACAGAUCGGAUGGUUUUCAACUCAACAAUUUAAUGACCUGUGCAACUCAGCUAUAUCACGUGGUUUACAGAUAUAACAAAUGUAGUCUCAGUAAUUAUUACACUCUUGUUCAUCCCAAAAAUGCUUUAGAAAAUUGUAUCACAACAGUAUCUCAAGUUUGUCAUAGCAUAAACCAUUGAAGACAAUAACGGUAAAUAUAUUUAAUACAGUCUAGCGAUCUUUUUUCAGGGGAGCAAAGGAAUUGAAGGAGGAGGGGUGGGGGGGGGGGCUCUGAAAUUUUUUCGACUACCAAGGAGGGGGCUCCUAAAAAAUUGAACCGCUAGCUAGGGGGGCUGCUAAAAUUUCAAGCUUCGAGUUUCAAUAUCUUCAUCCCCCCCCCUUGUCAUAUUAAAUGAACUUUCCCUAAUUGCAGAAAAUGAAAUAAUAUAAUCACUAUUAACCAGCUCCAAUUAAACGAAAUCGUUUUGAACGUUAAACAAACAUUGCUAUCUCUGAUGGCACUGUUUUCCGGCCAGUCAACUAGCAUGAUAUUUUUUUCAUGUUUUUUUUUUGCAGUGGGUUCAAACAAUGGGUGCAUUCCUUUGGUUUGGUCUGUUGCUUUCCUUGGAAAUAAAAUAAUAUAUUUCUAAAUCACAGUCUGGGCCCAGUUGUUCAAACGCUGAAUAGCACUAUCCACCAGAUAAAUCACUAUCCAGCAGAAAGUUAUUGCGAAAAUCAAUUACGCUUUCUGCUGGAUAAUGAUUUAUCCGGUGGUUAGUGCAAUCCAGCUUUUGAGCAACUGAGGCCUGAUCUAUUGAAUCCACUCUGGACAGGAACUGGGCUAUUGCAUUUAAUAUCUGUACCCCCAAAUUGUGUACCAAUGGAACUCUUUGCGGUAGUUGUAAAAAUUGAGGAUUUCUUAAUGGAUAGAGUGAAAAAAUAUGGGAUUUUUUUAGGGUGAAGCAUUAAUUUUAACAAAAUUCUUCAGGGGCAGAACCCGUGUUCUUCAGGGGUAGACCCAUAUUCUUCAGGGUUAGACCCAUAUUUUAUAGAAGUCUUUAGGGGUGAAAUCAAUUUUAUUUAAUCUUCAGGGGUAAGAAGAAAAGGUAAGUCUUCAACUGGGGAGUUAUGGCUAUAAAAAUAAAAUUGCAAUAGCCCAUUCUUUGAGUAACUGACUUCAGUGAUCCAAUAGUGGAUCUGAGCAACUUCAGAAUACCUGUCCACAAAUGUACGUGUUAAAUGUACUGCUAUCGGGAUCCACAGUCUGCAGCCAGUAAAAAGGAAAUUGUUGUGUAAAUAGGUAGUGAAUUUGAAAUUUGAUUUAGUGUAAAAGUAUUGCUGCCACAGUCUACAGUACGACAGUCAGUGAAUUUGACAUUAAGUAAGUGUAUAAAAUGUACUGCUACUGCAGUCCACAGUCCCGAAGUCACCGAAUAUUAAGUUUAGUAGAAUGACUGCUUUAUUUUAAACUGGCUCAGUUGGGAUUUGAGGAUUAUUAAGAACAAAGUACAUUUCAUUUAUAAUGUGUUUGUUUUGGGUGAUGUGGUUUUAAGAAUGAGGCCUAUCACAUUUAUAGCACUGCGGACUGCAGACCUGUAGCAGGGGUUGUUCGGAAUAUUUCAGUGGCCGGGUAUUCUGAAAUUUAGCCAGUGGAUCAACAGAUUGGAGAUACAGCCUUCUCCUUUGGACAACAGAUUCAAUUUUAAAAAUUGUGCACAAGGGUUUUUUGCACUGACUAGUGCAUUUCCCUCACUUUGAAAACAUUUAUUAUGUCAUCAUGUCGAAAAUAAAUUAUUGUCGUAUUUUGUGAAUGAGAUAUCAUUUUAAAUGAAAACUCUCUAAAACAGGAUUACAUUUGGAAUCCUGUGCAAAACAUACUAUCCUGAAACCAGCCAAUGUUCAAGCCCCAGAUAUGUUGAUAUCAUUUCCAGGGCUCAUGUUGUGUCCUCUUCCCUUCCCAGUCACCAUCAGCUGUCAGCUGGCGUAUUUAUUUAGCAUUUUAAACAACCACAAUGUCUUUAUUAACCUGGUUGCAUUAUCGUUUUCAGGAUGCUGUCUUCCAAGGUUCUAUAUCAAAAGAAACAACUCAAUCAUCUCGCCGGUCAUCACGUAUCUUUAGCUUUGACUUUUUACAUGGUUUUGUAGCUGCGUUAUCUGUCAUCAUUGUAUCAGAGCUAGGCGAUAAGACAUUCUUUAUUGCGGCAAUAAUGUCAAUGAGACAUUCAAGGUUGGUAGUUUUCACUGGAGCCAUGGGAGCACUGGGUCUCAUGACCGUCCUUUCAGCAGUUCUGGGUUUUGCAACAACUGUAAUUCCACGAAAAUACACACUGUAUGUAUCAACGGCUCUUUUUGUCUUCUUUGGUCUUAAAAUGUUAAAGGAAGGAUAUGAAAUGGACCCCAAUGAGGGGCAGGAGGAAUUAGAAGAAGUUCAAGCGGAACUUAAAAAGAAAGAGGCUGAGGUUAGUAUUGUCACCUGCAUGAAACUGGUAUGGUAACUUAAAUAGUUUUCACUGGAUGGUGCAUUUUAGCCUGUGCUACUUGCGGGUAGUAUCAAUCACAUAGGGUUUCUGUUUUCUUAAAUUACAAAAAUUCAAAUUUGUGAAAUUAUAGGAUUGGUUGGCAUAUUCAGAGAGAACAAGAAGAAAAAGCCCUCUUACCAAAAAUCGCCCUUUUUAGUGCAAAUUGUUGUUUAGAUAGAUAUAAGCACUGGUUUGCUCUGAUGACUCCAUACAAAUCCUUGAAAAAUUGGCUUGGAUCAUAAUGUUAACAUUCCCGGCCUAUUUUAGAAGGAUUUAUGUGCAGUCAUCAGAGCAUAACAUUGCAUAUAUCUCAUCACCAAUUUGCAGUGACAGGCUGAUUUUUGCCAAGUGAACAUUUUUCAUCUUGUUCUUUCUGGAUAUGUAAGUAAGUAAGUAAGUGAGUACAGUCGACUCCUGAUAAUUCGAACCUUCAAAGGAAAUAGACAAAAAGUUCGAGUUAUCGGGAGUUCGAGUUACCGAGGGUAAGAUUAUUUAGAAAAUGAUCUGAAGGGAAAUGAAAAUUGCUUCAAGUUAGUGGGAGGUUCAAGUUAUAGAGGUUUCGAGUUACUGGGAGUCGAUUGUAACCUUAUUUAAUCAGGGUAGCCUAUUCAGCAAUGAGGCUGGUAUCCAUAGGGGCUCUGAGAAAUAAAAAAGUAUACUAUUUAAAAAUUCCUAAGGUGUAUACAUGAUUAAAAUAAACAAUAAUACUGUAAAAAAUCUAGCUAGGUCAAUAUAAAAAGUGUGUGCUGAGAGAUAAGAAAUUAAAAUUAUAAGGUAAAAUACUCUGUCAGCAUCUUUUUAAAACUAUUUACAGACGUGGCACUUUUAACAUAAUUGGGUAAAAAAUUGAAAUAAAUAGCCUCUGCAUACUUAAAAGUUCUUUUGCCCAUGUUACGUUUAGGCUUUGGUGAGUGCAGGUCAUUACUUUUUCCAGUUGCAUGAUUGUGCAACAAAUCAGAUGAUUUCACAAAUUUAGUUUUCGUGACAUCAUCACUUCUCAUCCCUAUGAAGCCACCCUUAACCCCUUAAGCCCCAAUAUCCACAAACAAAUUCUCCAAACUGAUCUCUGAACAUUUCCUUACAGAAUUAGUUGGGAGAAAUUGAUAAAAGAUCAGAGAUUUUUCUCUUUGUGAUCAUUUGAUUAAUUCUCAUAGAUGUUGCACUUGACAAUCUAUGGAUAUUGUUAGGAGAAUAUUGAUGUUGGUCACUAUUGGGACUUAAAGGGUGAAAGUCACAACACAUAAUAUGAAAAACUCAGUAUCAUGUUUUGCUAUUGUUCGUUUAAAAAUGUCAUGUAACUAUUGCUUUUAAAGCUAAUCAAACUGUAACCAUUUUCUUUUUUGGCAGUUGGUAGGAAUUAAUGAUGAUCAGUCUGUAAACCACUCAGGCAUGAAUAAAUAAAUUCAUUGUUAUUAUUUGAAAUGAAGUGGAGGUGUGGUGGCUGUGCAGUUAAGACUUUAAACUUGGGAUUUGCUGGUCAAGGUUUGCGUCUUGGAUAUAUUAUGUUAUAUAAAGCUGUCUUCCUUUUUUUUAAGUUGGAAAAAGAGCAAUCUUCAACCGUUACUCAAGAUGUUGAGACUGGUGUUAUCCGAGGUGGAAAAAAGCAUGCAAAGUUUUUUGGUCUACUUUCACCCAUACUACUUCAAGCAUUUACACUGACUUUCCUGGCAGAGUGGGGAGAUAGAUCACAGAUUGCAACUAUCCUGCUUGCAUCAAGAGAGGUAGGUUUUUCAGAGAGUUAAUAUCUGACCUUCCAGGAGAAGGGACAUUCUUGAGAUCUUUCUUAACUUUCUGUCUUUUCAACAUGCCAAGAAAGUAUUGUAUCUGUUGUACUUCAAUUUUGCUCAUGGUAGAAAUUGUCUUCGUACUGGUACAAUUACCUUUAAACUGGUACAAAAUUAUUGAUCCAGUACAAAAUUUACUAAAUGGUUCUCAUUAUACCUUUUAAAGAAAUAGUCUUAGUUUACAGAUAUCUAGGGUUAAGCACUCAUUUUACUGAUAAGGGUUAGGUACUGUCUUUCCUCACGUGUAACCCUUUACCUGGUCAGAAGGGUUUACAGUAGUUAUUAAAGUCAAAAUGUCUUGUUUUGUUGACAGAAUGUUGUGGCAGUGAUAAUUGGAGGAACAUUAGGGCAUGGCUUAUGUACUGGUCUUGCUGUUGUUGGAGGAAGAUUAAUUGCCCAAAAAAUAUCUGUCAGAACAGGUAAGUUAUCUUUUGAUCUUUUGCUCAAGAUUUUUAUCUUUUUAUUUAUUUGGUUUUUAAACACAUUGCAAAUAUUUAAGAAAAUUCUUAAAGACAAAACAAAACAAAAAAAAUCAUUAACCAAAGCAGAGAUGAAAGUAAUAAUAAUAUUAAUUAGGUAGCUAAACAGGAGAACAAAAAUAUUUAUUUCACAAGAGAGCUAGUGAGUCAGGUAAUAAAGCCAAAAACAUUUUUUUGCCUUUUUUCAUCUUUGAUAGAAAGCAGGAAACAAAAAAAAUGAAGGAGAGUUCAUUCAAUUAGUUGCCUAGUCUGAGGUAUUUUGUGCCACUUCUGAUUUGAUUCUUUGCUGUGAAGCUCAAAAGAAGUGGUUCCUCAAAUAUUGAUUAACAUAAAUUUGAAUAAAUUAUUAUUAUUGCACUAAGCCCAUGUUUGUUAUAAGGCUUGCUUUUGAUUCUGCGGCACCAAAAGCAAAACAAAAUUUAAGUCUAGGCCAAUCAGGUAAAAGUAUGAUAUGGUUCAUUAACACAGCCAUAAAAUACAGUCUGUAAUACUGUUGUUAUGGCUUCAGUCAUUAUUAUUGUUUCUGUAGUGCUCUUGUAAAUUGGCUUAAGUUAUAUGCAGUUAGGGCAGAUACACUAGCCCUAAGAGUGAUCAGCAUCAAAUUUCUCCUUGUAAUAUCAAUGCUUUGUAUAACAGAGUAGUCGUGAGAAUUAAGGACAUGAUCACACAAGAUGAAUUUGCUUGAUAUUUUAUCAACUUCUCCCCACUACUUCUGUAGGAAAUAAAUACGGGCAACAAAUGAGAAUUCCAAUUUUUAUCUUAGGGUUUAAAGGGUUAAAUAGUCUAAGGCCACUUCUGGAAAGUUUGAUCAACCCAAAUCCUGGAUUCAAAUUUUAAUCAAUGAUUGUAUUAGGCUGAAGAAUGCCACCACUGGUUUCCCCGCAUAAUGAUGUCUGAGAAACAAGCCCAAAAUUCCCCUACUGAUGACACAUCACGAGCCAGAUCGGGGUAGUGCUUCUGAUAGGCUGAAGCAAAUUUCCCACGCAGCAAGACCAAUCAGAAGCACUACCCGGGUCAUCAGUAUGAAGUUUCUGCACUCAUUUCUCAGAUGUCAUUUCGCAGGAAAACCACAGGUAGUGUCGUAAAAUGUUGGCUGUUUUCUCAGGCUGUGAUUGUAUUUACUAGCCUUAGCGGAGCUGUCAUUAAGGGCCGGGGGCUGGCAAUUUUCCUCCGGCUUCCAUGAAUAUAUUCACCUCAAGCUACGUUCAUAGGAAAAUGGAAACAAAAUGCAACCAAAAGAAAUCCCUAGCUGUUUGAUUCCCCCCCCCCCUGCCUACUUGUUGUAUUUGCCUGGCAACUUGAAAUCUUAGUGACAGCCCUGCUUAGACUGUUAUUUUGAGUUAAUAACACUGGAUCAUGUAGUAAAGGUGUGGCAAUAUGUGGAAUGUUCCAGUUACAUGACCUAAGACAAGAAAUCAUUGCCUAAACAUUAUGUGGCUUAACCUUAGGUAAAAGUAACUGGGGCUUGUUCAAAAAGUUACGUCAUAGUAUGCCAUGGUCUUUCUUGUUGCUCCAUAAUUUAGAAUGUUUCAUUUUAAGAUGUAACAAUUUAUUUGUAUGUUUUUUUUCUUUUUCAGUCACUAUCAUUGGUGGAAUUGUGUUUUUAAUAUUUGCAUUAACAGCAUUCUUCAUUGAGUAA